CACACAUUGAUAAGAAAAUCCUGCUUUCGAAAUAACUGAUAAAGUUUACCUUAAUGAACCUAAAUACAUCAUGGCCAAAGAUUCGGGUUUAAUUGUGUUCUUUUCUUCUAGUAGAUAUCAUCCUUUACAAUCACUUUAAAUCAUAAUGAAGCUCUUUUUGGUGGUUUUGUUGAUUGCCGUUCAUACAGUGUCUACUAAUGAUGCUAUUGUCAGGAAAGGUGAACGCUUCACACCGAAUUCGAUAAUGCGACAUUUAUUCGAAAUGUUGAGAAAUGUUAUUAGAAAGGGCGACUCCGAUAAAAAUAUCCAACCAACUGAUCCUUAUAAGUUUCCGUAUGCGGAAUUCUACUUUCGAGAAACUUUCCUAAGACUACAAGCAAACAUAAGUCAUGGAAUUAUCAAUGGCUUGGGCGAUUUUGAAGUUCUAAAAUCAGAUUUUAUCAAGGAAGCAGUUGCUGUUGAUUUGGACAUUACUUUUCCUUUUUUAAACUUUGAAGCCGAACAUUAUGAAAUGGAAGGAAGUCUAUUUCACGAUGCUUUCCCAUUAUCUGGAAUGGGACUUUUACAAUUUACUAUCCAUAAUCUAAACUUUUGUAGCAAAGUUUAUUUGAAACAAUCAGAAGACGAGAAAGCAAUAUUAAUUGACAGAUUUGAAAAUCCUUACUUCUCAAUAGAGCAAAUUACUAGCCGUACACAGUUCGACGACAACUUCGACGACAUUUUCAACGCCAUGAUCGAGGAUCUUCUGGCGGAUUACCUAACUCGCUUCAGCGGGUACCUUGCGUCGUCUUAUGGCAGCUAUCUCAUAGGCAUCCUGAAUAAAUAUUUCAUGCACUUCGAGUCUUGGAGAAUUAUUACCGUUAUUCUUUGAAAAUAACACGUAGCUAUUUAUUUGUAACUGAAAGCGUGUAAAUCAUGUAUAAACAUGUUGCGUGUAUUUUAUACCUCAUAUUUCAAAUCAGGUUGUAAA
Messenger RNA from Hyposmocoma kahamanoa, 970 nucleotides. RefSeq lists its product as uncharacterized. Bases 146 to 871 code for a protein of 241 amino acids. The record is from RefSeq and is a predicted model, not a curated record. The transcript is spliced from 6 exons. Lineage: Eukaryota; Metazoa; Arthropoda; Insecta; Lepidoptera; Cosmopterigidae.